Paralichthys olivaceus (Japanese flounder) is the source of this 3796-nucleotide messenger RNA. NCBI's taxonomy places the organism in Eukaryota, Metazoa, Chordata, Actinopteri, Pleuronectiformes, Paralichthyidae. The record is from RefSeq and is a predicted model, not a curated record.
UGGUCAGGUGUGGCCGGUGACAGCGUUUGAUUCCCAGAGGAGUCAGCGACACGGCCCCCCAGCCCCUCCUCUCUCAGGUCAGAUCUCUGAAGCGACAGAGGGGGGAGUGGAAGACGGCUUCAGGGAGGAGGACGACAAAGGCAGACCUCGACGAUACUUCAGGUGUUGACCCGAGUGAGGUGAGGAGGAUAAGCUCCGCCCCUCACCAUGACAGACUUAGAGAGCGAGUGUUUGAGUCUUGGUCUGCCCCCUGACUGCAGCUCCCCUCCCCCACCCCUGGACCCCUCACUGCAAACAGAUUGCGACCCCGGGGCCGGCGACUCUGCCCCAACGCCAUCUCUGGCUCUCCUCUCCUCCGACUGCCCGACGCCCACACUCAACUCACUGGCGGCGGAAAUCGCAGAGCCUCUAGUGAUGCUGCCGUGUGUGAAGAGCGAGCCGGAGGACGGAGACCUGGAGCCCAUCAGGACCGUGGACCUGUCGGAGAUCCAGUCGCUGUCCACCGCAGAACUGGGCCAGGACCAGAUCAAGAUGGAGAUCAGCGGCCUCGACUACAUCAAGUCCGAGCAUCACGGUCUCCACGGCAACCACCAACUGGGCCCGUUUCACCACAGCGACGUCACAGAGCUGGACUACAAGUCGCACUAUGAGCCCAGCUCUGUGUUUGACUACAUCUCCCAGGUGACGGACACUCUGGAGUACAUUAAGUCGGACCACCAUGUGGACCUGCAGUGUUACUACACCACAGAGCUGAGCUCCCUGAAAUCGGAGUACCCAGAAUCCAACGCCAUGUCCACCUACCUGCAGCACAACGGCCUGGAGUCCAUCCACAUGGCUGAGCUCCGCACCGAGCUCAACAAGCUCCGCCCUGACACCCUGCUCAUGGACGGCAUUGGCAAACUGGACCCUGAGUUUGGAGGUGGGGCGCUGUACGAGCUACAGCCGACAGAGGACGGGAAGGCGUCUGCAGAGGCGACGGGGACCGGGCAGACGGGAGGGAAACUGGUCAUCACAACCAAAUCCCAGAGUCCAACGGUGCGAAAACCUCGUAACAUGCAGGGGGAGAAGCCUUUCUCCUGCACACAAUGUGGGAAGAACUUCAGCACGCUAGGAAACCUGAAAACCCACCAACGCAUCCACACCGGGGAGCGCCCGUACACUUGCUCGCAGUGCGGCAAGAGCUUCGGCCAGGCGGGAAACCUCAAGCGACACCAGCUAAUCCACACGGGCCAGAAGCCGUACGUAUGCGCUCACUGCCCCAAAGGCUUCACCAAGGCUGACGACCUGCGGUCACACCAGCGGCUGCACACUGGCGAACGCCCGUUCAUCUGCGUCACCUGCGGGAAGAGCUUUGGCCAGUCGAAGGAGCUGAAGGCUCACCAGCUGAGCCACACGGGCGAGAGGCCGUACUGCUGCCAACACUGCGGCAAGAGCUUCACCAAGGAGACUAGCUACCGCAACCACGUGCAGAUCCACACAGGCGAGAAGCCCUUCACCUGCUCACAGUGCGGAAAGACUUUCAGCAACUCCGGCGUGUUAAAAACCCACGAGAAGAUCCACACGGGAGAGCGGCCGUUCGGCUGCACGCAGUGCGGCAAGAGCUUCGGUCGCCUCGGCCACCUGAAGGCACACCAGCAGAUCCACACGGGCGAGCGGCCGUACGCCUGCCCUCAGUGUGGGAAGACUUUCAGCCAGUCGGGUCAUCUCAAAGCACACGAGCAGAUCCACAAACGAGAACAAGCGGACACGGCCAGCAGCAGCAGCAGCAGCAGCAGCAGCAGCAGCAGCAGCACCGUGGGCAGUGACAGUAGCUAAGAGAAUGUCCGUACCCUUUAACCUCGCGGAAAACAAAGUAUUAUUCCUUUUUUUUAUAAAUACUAUCUAUACAUUUUUUUCCUUAUGAAUUUUUCUUACAUUUUAAUACCUUUUGUGCUCUUUAUAUAUGUGGCAGGGUGGACCGACUGAUUUGCUCUUAUGCAAGUGUCCGUGUGUGUCCGUGUGUGCGUGCGUGCGUGUGUGUGUGUGCGCGUGUUAUGUACUGUGUCUGUGGGCGACUGAGUAACUGAGGGGUUUGUAGAUAAUCUGUAAACUGGUCAGAGUGAUCUCUGUCUCUCUCUUUCUCAGUACUUAUUUUUCAAGUACUUCACUGAAACAGAAGCACAAACACGUCUGAGGUUCAGAAACUUCCUUUUAUGAAACUGAGCGAAACCUCGUUCACUGUGAAUGAUCCAGAGUUUCACAAAGUGUUACUUGUUCACACCUGCUGUUGUCUCAUCUGACGUUUCGUCUACACGGUUACAUAUAGUUUAAAACUCAUCACUGUUGCUAUGGUUACAUCUGGAGUUCUCCAGCCUCUGAAUCAGAGACUCGUGUGAACUGAUCUCGUUUUAUUUUGAAAACUCUGGUUUUGUGUUUUAGUCUGAACACAAACUGAGACUUUAGUAAACGUUGAUGCCUCUCUCUUCUGAUUGGUUCUCAUCAGUCACAUGACUCGACUACCAGCGGUGAACACAAAGCGUCGCUAACACUUCCUGUCAGUGACAGCUCCACCUCGUCCCUGCUCUGACUCUUCACCAUCACUGCUCCUCCUUCAGAGGAGUUUCUGUUGCUAAGCAACCAACUGCAGACUAUCUUCUUCCUGUUUACAUCACAUGACCAGUGUAGGUGAACGGUCAUGUGACCUGUGUGAGUGUGAACAGAGAUUGAUACUGUAGAACCUGAGGUUGUCUGACACUCAUGUCCACAUGCUUUUGUCAAUGUGUCCUCUCACAAUGAAGUACAACCCUGAACCAAAGUAUUUCUACUUUUCUCACUGUUUCACACUCACUGGUUUAUUUACAGUAUUAUUUUCAUAUAGUUCUCAUUUUACUGUUUCAUCGAAGUUAAAUGAAGUGUUCCGUAAUGAAUGAUGUCAUUAUGGAACACACACACACACACACAGUCGUCGUAAGUCUUGAUAAAAACCUGAAUCUUCUCUUUGAGAACAGAUGAUCAUGUUAACUUAUAGAACAGGAAGUGACAUCUGAUCACAUGUGGAGACGCAGCAGCAGGUAUGAAUGGGGUCUCGGAACGAGUGAAGGUACACGUCUGAAAACACUUCAUGUAUCAAAUGUACGUGUCCCAUCUGCUAACAUGGAGGAGGAUGAGUUUGACCUGUAGCCAGCCACUAGGGGGCAAUCAAGAUGAUUUGGCUUCAUUUUAGGGAACCGUCAUGGCGUCCAUCUUUAUUCACUACUGUGAUCCAUCAAAGAUGUUCAUUGUUUAUUUUCUGAUUUAAUUCAGAAGAAACAGAUUCUGCUAAAACGAGCCGUUUUGUUUCCUGCGUCUCGUCCGAGGUCACAACACUUUAAACUCUGAACGUGAACAGACGAACGAGUCCUGGUUCAGUUUCCUCCGCAGUAAAAGUACUUUAACUCUGAGUACAACAAAGUGCCAGUACUUCUUCUGUUUCAGUACUUGCUGCCAGUUUACUAGUAUUUUACUCGCCAGUGUUCACUCUGUUACCGUGUUGGUAAAAAUGAUGAUGUAACUUUGAUAUUUUUUAUGGACCAGUAUUGAUCAAUCAGGAUCUUUUUGUUGUUUGAUAAUCGGCUGAUACGACAUUCCUUACGUUUUUAUAGCAAAAAAUGAAAAUCAUUCCAGCCCCGCCCCUCGCAGAUCGCUCACUGUGUUCAGAUCUAUUGAUAGUUAUUCCUAAAAAAAUAAUAAAACUAUUUAAAAAAUAGCAGCAAAAAAGGUAAAGGUGAUGCAGCAUCUGUACUGGAAAGAGAAUUAUUAAAGAAACUAAUGGAACGUC